Oppia nitens is the source of this 1773-nucleotide messenger RNA. RefSeq names its product sphingomyelin phosphodiesterase-like. Gene Ontology annotation, molecular function: sphingomyelin phosphodiesterase activity. Lineage: Eukaryota; Metazoa; Arthropoda; Arachnida; Sarcoptiformes; Oppiidae. The record is from RefSeq and is a predicted model, not a curated record. The transcript is spliced from 6 exons. Gene Ontology annotation, biological process: sphingomyelin catabolic process. The coding region runs from base 184 to 1773 and encodes 529 amino acids.
UCAGUAUUAUUUAUACCAUUUAAUUGUCUUGAAGUAAAUAAUUAUGAUUUUAAUAUUGAUUUAAUUGAUGAUCGUCUCAAUGAUACCGAAACUGUUAAGCUAUUUGUAGCACUGGUACUCGCCAUCGAUGGUGCACCCAAUGAUCAACAAUCAUGUCGGUCCUGUAAUGCUAGCAUAUCCUAUAUGAGACAAUGGGUCACAGAUCCGGAUACUGUUAAACGUGCAUCGAUACACUAUUGUCGAGAGGAAAGGGAUACCAAACAUUUGAGUACCGAAAGACUAUGUCUUGGAAUUAUUGAACGGCUAACCGACCAUCUACUGUAUGUCAUACAAAAUUCCAAGCUAACUGUGCCCGAAGUUUGUGGUGUACUGUUUCAUCCAAACUGUAUGCACUAUUUAGGUGUUCCCCUAACACAUAAUGUGCUCUGGAAGCUACCACUACCCGAACGCAAACAAUUUCGUCCUAUAGUCGACAGUACAGGUAAAUCGCUAAAAAUGCUACACCUGACCGACACGCAUAUGGAUCUGUGGUACACACCGGGCUCUAACUCCUUGUGCGAUGAAUCGGUGUGCUGUCGGAGUACGUCCUACGGUCACAAUCAUUCGGCCGGUGUUUGGGCCGAAAGCCGAUUCUUGUGCGAUGCGUCGCUCGAAUUUGCCGACGACUCGAUCAGACAUAUGGCCGAACAGCACCGGGACCUCGAUUUUGUUAUCUGGACGGGCGAUAAUACACCGCACGACGAAUGGAACAGUACCCGAGAAAUUAAUUUGCGAUCAAUUUCGUUGAUGACCGAUACGGUGCGGUCAGCAUUUGGUCCCAAAAUACCGGUCUAUCCCUGUUUAGGCAAUCACGAACCACAUCCCUUUAAUCUAUAUGUCCCAUAUGUAGCAUCAGUGGACUCAAACGGUACGUUUUCCAUGAAUUGGUUGUACGAAACACUGGCCGACAACUAUUGGCACCAAUGGAUCGGUACAUCUGAAGCCAAUCGCAAGUCAUUUACAACGGGUGGCUAUUAUUCUGCAAUGAUUAACAAAGGUCUGAAAAUUGUUGUCCUAAACAACAACAUAUGUCAACACCGGAACUAUUGGAUUGCCUACAGUCCAGUCGAUCCGGACGGUCAGCUUCAGUGGCUUAUCGACCAAUUGGACAGUGCCGAAAGUGACGGCAUCUAUGCUAUGAUAAUCACUCACGUACCACCGUACGAGUAUCGGGACUGUUAUCUGGCAUGGACAGACAACUAUUUUCGUAUUGUGGAACGGUAUGAGCAUCUGUUGGUUGGGUCAUAUUUUGGACAUACACACAAUGACGAGAUUGUCAUAUUGUAUAAUAAAAACGCCACCACCAAUGCUACCUAUCCUAUUGGACACGGCUAUGUUGGGCCGAGUGUUACACCCUGGGCCUAUCAUAAUGCCGGCUAUCGGGUGUUUCAAUUGGACGGCACAGGAAAGCCGUUUGAUUUUACAAUGUAUUAUACAAAUGUAACUCAAGACAAUAUCGAUGGCCGUCAGGUGCGUCCAAAAUGGACAGUUGGUUAUUCGGCCCGCGAAAGCUAUCGGAUGACAGAACUGUCUACCAGUGAAUGGGAUGGACUGUUGAGUCGAGCCCUUACCGAUGAUAGGCUACUGGAUCUGUAUUUUUCGCAUUUGCGUCGAUUUAGCGAAGCUUUUGUCGAUAAAAUGAUAGAUCAAAACAUUUACGAUCGCAAACACAUACGGGAAAUGUAUGUCAAAUCGAGAAAAGUUGUCAAUCCUAUCAAUGAAUUAAUAAAAUAA